AUGGCGGAUCAACUCAGCAGCGGCAUGGGCAACCUGUCCAUCGACCAGCCUCCCUCGGGCCCCCAGAUGGGCGGCCAGGGCCAGAUGAGGCGCUCUUACAUUCCUCCCCACCUUCGCGGCAAGAUGGGCGAGGCUGCUCCUCCUAUGGCUGGCCCUCCUGCCGGCGUGAACGGUCUCAACAACAGCGCUUGGGCUGGUAACAACACCUAUGACGCUCGUGGCCCAGGCGGCGGCAACUGGCCCGCUCCCGGUGGCCCCGGUGGCCCCGGUGGUCCCCCCGGCCCUGGCUUUGAGGGCCAGCAGGGCGCUGGCUGGGGCGGUCCUCGUCCCCAGGGCGGCUUCAACCCCAACGCGUACCGCGGCAACGCUGGCGCUGGCGCUGGUGCCGGUGCCGGUGCCGGUGGCGGCAACUUCAGCAACCGUGGCUCUGGCGAUGGUCAGUGGCGCGAUGGCAAGCACAUUCCCGGACCUGCCAACCCCCGCGUCGAGCGUGAGCUCUUCGGUACCCCCGACGACCCGUCCAAGCAGCACACCGGUAUCAACUUCGAGAAGUACGAUGACAUUCCCGUUGAGGCUUCCGGUGACAACGUGCCCGAGCCCGUCCUCACCUUCAGCAACCCUCCUCUGGACAACCACCUCAUUUCCAACAUUCAGCUCGCCCGCUACAACGUCCCCACUCCGGUCCAGAAGUACUCCAUCCCCAUUGUCAUGGGUGGCCGUGAUUUGAUGGCUUGCGCCCAGACUGGUUCCGGCAAGACUGGUGGUUUCCUCUUCCCCAUUCUCUCCCAGUCUUUCCACACUGGUCCCUCUCCCAUUCCCGCCAGCGCCGCUGGUGCUUAUGGUCGUCAGCGCAAGGCCUACCCCACCGCUCUCAUUCUUGCUCCCACCCGUGAGUUGGUCUCUCAGAUCUACGAUGAGGCUCGCAAGUUCGCCUACCGUUCGUGGGUCCGUCCUUGCGUCGUCUACGGUGGUGCCGAUAUCGGCUCUCAGCUUCGCCAGAUCGAGCGCGGCUGCGAUCUUCUUGUCGCUACUCCUGGUCGUCUUGUCGAUCUCAUCGAGCGUGGCCGUAUCUCCCUCUGCAACAUCAAGUACCUUGUCCUUGAUGAGGCUGAUCGCAUGCUUGACAUGGGUUUCGAGCCCCAAAUUCGCCGUAUCGUUGAGGGUGAGGACAUGCCCAAGGUCGACCAGCGCCAGACUCUCAUGUUCUCGGCCACCUUCCCCCGCGACAUCCAGAUCCUCGCCCGCGAUUUCCUCAAGGACUACAUCUUCCUGUCCGUUGGUCGUGUUGGUUCCACCUCUGAGAACAUCACCCAGAAGGUCGAGUACGUUGAGGAUAUUGACAAGCGCUCUGUCCUUCUCGACAUUCUCCACACCCACGCCGGUGGUCUCACCCUUAUUUUCGUUGAGACCAAGCGCAUGGCUGAUUCGCUGUCCGACUUCUUGAUCAACCAGAACUUCCCCGCUACUUCCAUUCACGGUGACCGCACUCAGCGUGAGCGUGAGCGCGCUUUGGAGAUGUUCCGCAACGGUCGCUGCCCUAUUCUGGUCGCCACUGCUGUCGCUGCUCGUGGUUUGGAUAUUCCCAACGUCACCCACGUCAUCAACUACGAUCUCCCUACUGAUAUCGAUGACUACGUCCAUCGUAUCGGUCGUACCGGUCGUGCCGGAAACACUGGUAUUGCCACUGCUUUCUUCAACCGUGGCAACCGUGGUGUCGUCCGCGAGCUUCUUGAGCUCCUCAAGGAGGCUAACCAGGAGGUUCCUGCCUUCCUUGAGACCAUUGCCCGCGAGUCCUCGUUCGGCGGUGGCCGUGGCGGUCGUGGUGGUGGUCGCGGCGGCGGUCGCGGUCGCACUCAAACUGCCGAUUACCGCAAGUUCGGCGGUUCCGGUGGUGGCGGUGGCUUCGGCGGUGGCUUCGGUGGUGCUCCCGCUAGCGGCGGCUACGGCGGUGGCGGCUAUGGUGGUGGUGCUCCUCCCGCCGGUGGCUACAGCGGUGGUGGUGGUGCUGGCUACGGCGGCGGUGGCGGCGGCGGCGGCGGCUAUGGUGGCGGCGGUUACGGCAACCCUGGCGGUGCCGGUGGCCAGUCUUGGUGGUAA
Messenger RNA from Neurospora tetraspora, 2097 nucleotides. RefSeq names its product P-loop containing nucleoside triphosphate hydrolase protein. NCBI's taxonomy places the organism in Eukaryota, Fungi, Ascomycota, Sordariomycetes, Sordariales, Sordariaceae. The record is from RefSeq and is a predicted model, not a curated record. The coding region runs from base 1 to 2097 and encodes 698 amino acids. Gene Ontology annotation, molecular function: ATP binding; RNA binding; RNA helicase activity. The transcript is spliced from 2 exons. Gene Ontology annotation, cellular component: nucleus.